Messenger RNA from Medicago truncatula (barrel medic), 2186 nucleotides. RefSeq lists its product as uncharacterized. NCBI's taxonomy places the organism in Eukaryota, Viridiplantae, Streptophyta, Magnoliopsida, Fabales, Fabaceae. The transcript has a single exon. The record is from RefSeq and is a predicted model, not a curated record. Gene Ontology annotation, cellular component: membrane. Bases 203 to 1987 code for a protein of 594 amino acids.
UAAAAGAUAUAUGUAUAAGAGAUAGAACUCAUGAUUAAUUUAUCCUAUUGUUUGCUGACUCAUCAAAAUAAAAGAAAUUGAUAGCAAUUUUAAUUUCUGUCUCCAUCUCUCUCUAUUUAAUUGAACAUACCUCAUUUAUAACAGCAGUUCACAGCUGCAGAGCUACUGCUAAAACUAAAACUAAGUAGUAAGCACCAACAAUAUGGCGGUUGGUAAUUCCAUUGGUGUUCACGGUUUAGGAGACAUGAAGAGUCUCACUGUCCAAUUCAUCACCGGACGGUGGUUCGUCAUUUUUGCCUCCUUUCUUAUCAUGGCAGCAGCCGGAGCCACCUACAUGUUUGGUCUAUACUCCGGCGACAUAAAAACAACACUUGGCUAUGACCAAAGCACACUAAACCUCCUUAGUUUUUUCAAAGAUUUUGGUAGCAACGUUGGUGUCCUUGCAGGACUAGUCAACGAACUCUAUCCACCUUGGGUAGUUUUAACAAUAGGUGCUAUACUAAACUUUUUUGGUUACUUUAUGAUUUGGUUAUCAGUCACCAAAAAAAUAGCAAGACCAAAAGUUUGGCAAAUGUGUCUUUACAUUUGUAUAGGUGCUAAUUCUCAGUCUUUUGCAAACACUGGUUCACUUGUGACUUGUGUUAAGAAUUUCCCUGAAUCUCGCGGAGCGGUUUUGGGAAUUCUUAAAGGUUAUGUUGGUCUUAGUGGUGCAAUAAUCACACAGCUUUACUCUGCUAUUUACUAUGAUGACACAAAGGCUUUGAUUUUGUUUAUAGGUUGGCUUCCUGCUGCUAUUUCUUUUGCUUUUCUUCGAACCAUUCGUUAUAUGAAACCUGUUCGACAAGUUAAUGAGCUUAAGGUUUUUUAUAAUUUCUUGUAUGUUUCACUUGGCCUUGCUGGAUUCUUGUUGGUUAUGAUUAUAAUCCAGAAGAAGAGUAGUUUCACACAGGGUGAGUUUGGUUUAAGUGCUGCUGUCGUUGUUUUCUUGCUUUUUCUUCCACUUGUUGUUGUUUUCAUUGAAGAGAACAAGAUUUGGCAGAGUAAAAAACAUGCUUUGGUAGAUCCUUCACCAGUGAAAAUAGUAACAGAAGGUGAAACAGUAACUGAAACAGAAAAGGUCAACUCUGCUGUUUCAGUUUCAGCUCCAAAAAAAGAUCCAAAAUGGUGGGAAGAUGUGUUCAAUCCACCAGCAAGAGGUGAGGAUUAUACAAUACUUCAAGCACUUUUCAGCAUGGACAUGUUGAUACUAUUUGUGGCAUGUAUUUGUGGUGUUGGAGGAACUUUGACAGCAAUUGAUAAUCUUGGUCAGAUAGGAACAUCACUAAGAUAUCCAAAGAAAAGCAUAAGCACUUUUGUGUCUUUAGUAAGCAUUUGGAAUUAUCUAGGACGUGUUUUCUCAGGAUUUGUUUCUGAACAUUUUCUAACAAAGUACAGAUUUCCUCGUCCUCUUAUGCUUACUUUAACACUCUUUGUCUCAUGUGUUGGACACCUUCUGAUAGCAUUUGAUGUGCCAGAGGGUCUCUACGUAGCUUCAGUGAUUAUUGGAUUUUGUUUUGGUGCUCAAUGGCCAUUACUUUUUGCCAUUAUAUCAGAACUUUUUGGACUUAAAUAUUAUGCAACUUUGUAUAAUUUUGGAAGUGUAGCAAGUCCACUUGGAUUAUAUGUGCUUAAUGUGAAGAUCACUGGUCAUUUGUAUGACAAAGAGGCUAAGAAACAAUUGGAAGCACUUGGAAAGCAUAGAAUAGAAGGGCAUGAAUUGAAUUGUGUUGGUGUUGAUUGUUUCAAGUUAUCUUUCAUUAUUAUUACAGCUGCAACAUUUUUUGGUGCUGUUGUUUCACUUAUUUUGGUGUCUAGGACUAGAAAGUUUUACAAAGGUGACAUAUACAAGAGGUACAGAGAAGAAGCUGAAAUGGUGGAGGUAAAGAACGUGGGUAAGACAGAAGAAGAUGACAAAAUUGGUCAACGGCAGCAUGUGGUGACAACUUAGUUUUUAAGACAAGUGGAUAAGGAUGAUAUUAAUUAUAUAGAUCAUAGAUUCAUAAUUAAGUGUAAACAUGAAAUUUAAAAUGUUGUCAUACAUAUUAUACAGUAUAAUAUGUAACAUUAUGUGUGCUAAUUUUUCUUUCCCGUGAUGUAUAAUUUUCAUUUUUUUAUUUGAUUGCAUUGUUAUACUAUAGUUUAAUGCA